GGGAGCGGAGGAGGCGGGAGCCGAGGCCCGCGGUCGUUUCCGGGCGGCGGCCGCGUCUCCUUCCGGGGCCACCGCGGCGGGGCGGGCGGCAUCGGCGUUGUGUUGCGGAAGGAACUUGCAGGUCCGCAGCACCGUCAAGCGCCAUGGCUCGAAAUGCGGAAAAGGCCAUGACGGCCUUAGCAAGAUUUCGACAAGCUCAGCUUGAGGAGGGAAAAGUUAAGGAGCGCAGACCCUUCCUUGCUUCGGAGUGCAAUGAGCUGCCUAAGGCUGAGAAGUGGAGGCGGCAGAUCAUUGGGGAGAUUUCCAAGAAAGUGGCACAGAUUCAGAAUGCUGGAUUAGGUGAAUUCAGAAUUCGGGACCUGAAUGAUGAAAUAAACAAACUUCUGAGGGAGAAAGGGCACUGGGAAUUCAGAAUAAAGGAGCUAGGAGGUCCUGACUAUGCUAGGAUUGGACCAAAGAUGUUAGAUCACGAAGGGAAAGAAGUUCCUGGAAACAGAGGUUACAAAUAUUUUGGAGCUGCAAAGGAUUUACCAGGAGUUAGAGAGCUUUUUGAAAAGGAGCCCCUCCCACCACCUCGGAAAACUCGAGCUGAGCUUAUGAAAGCCAUUGAUGCAGAAUACUAUGGCUACAGGGAUGAAGAGGAUGGUAUUCUUGAGCCACUGGAACAAGAACAUGAAAAGAAAGUUAUAGCAGAAGCAGUGGAAAAAUGGAAAAGGGAGCGAGAAGCACGACUUGCAAGAGGUGAGGAAGAGGAGGAAGAGGAAGAAAAUAUCUAUGCUGUCGCUGAGGAGUCUGAUGAGGACAGUGGCAAGGAAAAGGAAGGUGAAGAAGGUCAGCCGAAAUUUAUUGCACAUGUUCCAGUGCCAUCCCAACAGGAGAUUGAGGCAGCUCUUGUGCGGAGAAAGAAGAUGGAGCUUCUUCAGAAGUAUGCCAGUGAAACCCUCAUGGCACAGAGUGAAGAGGCAAAAACACUUUUAGGACUGUAACACUGCACCAGGUUUUGUAUCAUGCCGCUAAAAGGAACAGGUUCCUAUAUUCCGUGCCAAUCACGUGUAGCUCUGAAGGUCCCCUUGGGUGUUGAGAGUGAACUUGUGAAACUACAUCAUAUUCUGCUGAAAGCAAGCUAUCCUUUUGGGUUAUCCAGUAGGACGACUUACACUUCAGUGACAAAGAUCAAACCUAGUUCUAACCUGUCUCUGCAUCUGCAGCAACAGCCUUCAGUUCUUUCACCUUGUAAAAGGGUCUGUGCGGUGGUUCCUCUUGCAGACAGAACUGCAAACUCAGCAACUCUGUCAGUCUUGAUGGAAACCUGGCUGGUGUUACUGCCAUUGUCUGCUGUACCCUGCCUGCAGGUGUGCACAUCUUUCUAAGGUGGGCUUUUGCUGAGCUGACUGCAGAAGUAAUUUAUUAUGCCUGGUUAGUUUACCAGAGUAGCCUAGAAACUGCCUUGGAGGCAGAUUUGAUGAGCAACUUGGAAGUUGGUUUGGGUUUUUUAUAUAACAUUAUGUCCAAAAGCUGUUACCCUUCUUGUGGUUGGUAACCAUGCCUGGGUGAGUUCAAUGCUGAAUAUUUCAGCAGCUACUGUAAAUGCUUCCAACUGUGCAAUGCCUUGUUCAGAUAUUUUUAGUAAAGCUUGUUUCCAGA
This is a messenger RNA of Pogoniulus pusillus (Red-fronted tinkerbird), 1644 nucleotides long. It is a transcript of the gene ISY1, whose product is annotated as ISY1 splicing factor homolog. NCBI's taxonomy places the organism in Eukaryota, Metazoa, Chordata, Aves, Piciformes, Lybiidae. Gene Ontology annotation, cellular component: post-mRNA release spliceosomal complex; post-spliceosomal complex; catalytic step 2 spliceosome. Gene Ontology annotation, biological process: generation of catalytic spliceosome for second transesterification step; mRNA 3'-splice site recognition. The transcript has 11 exons. Bases 144 to 986 code for a protein of 280 amino acids. The record is from RefSeq and is a predicted model, not a curated record.